AUGGUUAUCGUGACCGGAAACCCAAAGCAAGAUAAAUCGUCCAAUCAGGUUACACUUGGCCCGGUCGGUAAAUUAAGGAUAACAAGGCAUGCUAACUGCAGCAGCCCAUUUCGUUAUGAACAAGCCUCAAAUAACGAAGAAGAUACCAUAUGCAAAGAAUUUAACUUCAUGCUAAUUAACAGAAUUUCUCAAACGCCUGAUUCAACUAGUAGCAGUCCAGCCUCUACUGCUGAAAGCGACUGGGAUUCUACAAAAGCUUGUGCAUCCGCAAGCUUCCUAAGCGAUGAAGACAGUGAUGACGAAGAUGUCCACUACCUAUUCAAUAGUUUUAACAAUAAUCCCAUUAACAGUGGUUCUGAGACAGAUGACGAUUUAAACCUUUUAACAUUUCAUCAUUUUCAAAACUAUGAAAGUUUUUCAGCAGAUUAUGAAUAUGAUGACUAG
Molecule: messenger RNA, 444 nt
Organism: Eremothecium cymbalariae DBVPG#7215
Lineage: Eukaryota; Fungi; Ascomycota; Saccharomycetes; Saccharomycetales; Saccharomycetaceae
Exons: 1
Coding region: 1-444 (147 amino acids)
Source: RefSeq, a predicted model, not a curated record